Toxotes jaculatrix (banded archerfish) is the source of this 4255-nucleotide messenger RNA. It is a transcript of the gene mgarpa, whose product is annotated as mitochondria localized glutamic acid rich protein a. Gene Ontology annotation, cellular component: mitochondrion. Bases 186 to 2390 code for a protein of 734 amino acids. NCBI's taxonomy places the organism in Eukaryota, Metazoa, Chordata, Actinopteri, Toxotidae. The transcript has 8 exons. Gene Ontology annotation, biological process: anterograde axonal transport. The record is from RefSeq and is a predicted model, not a curated record.
CUCGUGGCACCAACCACCCCUCAUACAAACUCUGCCGCACACAACAUAUAUUGCGCAAGAGAGCGCGGGUCUGUCCCCCGUCCUCCGCCUCCCUCACACGCGACUCUGACCGAGAGUGGACCAGCCAUUCAUCCAGCGCUCGCUGAAGCUGCAGCAUUCCCCACCGUAGCCCUCGGAGAGCAGCUAUGUUUUCCUGCAGAGCGGCCUGGCAGAGAUGUGGGCCUUUGGCACGGAGAGCAGCCUGCAGGUUGCCCCGAGACGUUGUGCAGCGACGGCAGAUGUCGUCGGUUCCAGGAGGUUCUGGUGAGAACAUUGUCUACGCCUUGCUGUGCGGCGGAGCCCUUGUCAGUGCUGUGUCAUACGCGUACGUCACUGUGACCUCAGACAGCGCCAGGUACAAUGAGCGUAUUGCACAAAUCAGGGCCAGACCCAAGACAGAGUGGGUACCUAAACCCUGGCCACCUAAGAGUAAAGAUGAUGAGGGUGAGGAGGAAGAGGCAGCUGACGAGGCUGCCAGCGGAGAGGCUGAGGUUGUGGAGGAGAAGGAGGAGGCUGCUGUUGCUGCUGCAGAGGACGCUGCUGUAGCUGCUGACAGCGAGGCAGAGGCUGCUGUAGAGGCAGUCGCUGAGGUCGUCGCCGAGGCCGCUGAAGUCGUUGCCGAGGCGGCGGAGGCCGUGGCCGAGGCUGCGCAAGAAGUCGAGAGCGUCGCAGAAGAAAUGGCCCAAGCGGCCGAAACUGUUGAGGAGGCCGCCCAAGCUGUCGCUGAGCCGGCCGCCGCCGUCGUCGCUGCGGAGGAACCCGAAAGCAACGUUCUGCUGGCAGCUGCCUCCACUCUAGAGGUACCGAAGAUAGCUGAAGUAAAGGAAGAGUUGGUACCCGUGGAAGUUCAGGUUGCACCCAAGGAAGAGCCCCCAGUACCAGUAGAAGCAAGUCCUGUUGAAGAAAUUGCUCCAGUUGAGGAGGCUACUAAGCCACCAGAAGUGGCUCCUGUACCAGUAGAAUCUGAAUCCACAGAAGAGGCCCCUGCAGCUACAGAAGAAUCUCCUGCACCAGCAGUUGAAGAGGCCCCUGCACCAGUGGAAUCUGCUUUGGAGGUUGAAGAGGCCCCCGCACCAGUGGAGGUUGCACCGGUGGUUGAAGAGGCCCCUGAGCCAGUGGAAUCUGCAUUGGAGGUUGAAGAGGCCCCUAAACCAAUGGAGGUUGCAGCAGUGGUUGAAGAGGCCCCUGCACCAAUAGAAGUUGCAGCAGUGGUUGAAGAGGCCCCUGAACCAGUGGAGGUUGCAGCAGUAGUUGAAGAGGCCCCUGCACCAAUAGAAGUUGCAGCAGUGGUUGAAGAGGUUCCUGAACCAGUGGAGGUUGUAGCAGUAGUUGAAGAGGCCCCUGCACCAAUAGAAGUUGCACCAGUGGUUGAAGAGGCCCCUGAACCAGUGGAGGUUGCAGCAGUGGUUGAAGAGGCCCCUGCGCCAGUGGAGGUUGAAGCAGUGGUUGAAGAGGCCCCUUCACCAAUAGAAGUUGCAGCAGUGGUUGAAGAGGCCCCUGAACCAGUGGAGGUUGCAGCAGUGGUUGAAGAGGCCCCUGCACCAAUAGAAGUUGCAGCAGUGGUUGAAGAGGCCCCUGAACCAGUGGAGGUUGCAGCAGUGGUUGAAGAGGCCCCUGAACCAGUGGAGGUUGCAGCAGUGGUUGAAGAGGCCCCUGAACCAGUGGAGGUUGCAGCAGUGGUUGAAGAGGCCCCUGCACCAGUAGAAGUUGCAGCAGUGGUUGAAGAGGCCCCUGAACCAGUGGAGGUUGCAGCAGUGGUUGAAGAGGUCCCUGCACCAGUAGAAGUUGCAGCAGUGGUUGAAGAGGCCCCUGAACCAGUGGAGGUUGCAGCAGUGGUUGAAGAGGCCGCUGCACUGGUGGAGGUUACACCAGUGGUUGAAGAGGCCAGUGCACUGGUGGAGGUUGCCCCAGUGGUUGAAGAGGCCCCUGCACUGAUUGAGGAUGCCCCAGUGGUUGAAGAGGCCCCUGCACUGAUUGAGGAUGCCCCAGUGGUUGAAGAGGCCCCUGCACUGAUUGAGGAUGCCCCAGUGGUUGAAGAGGCCCCUGCACCAGUGGAGCUUACACCAGUGGCACUGGCUUCAGUAGAACCUGAUGUUGCCACAGCUUUAGCUGAAGAACCAGUCACCACCACAGCUGUGGAAGAAGCCGCUGCAGCCCCUGUGGAGACCGUGGCAGAAGAUCCAAAGAGAGAAUACAUUGUUGUUGUUCUGGAAGGAACACCUAAAGCAGACAAGAGGCCUAAGGUUCUGGGAGUGGGGCCAAUGACUGGUAGAAUCAUUCCAGCUCCAGAUGAAGACGAUGCCCCUGCUUCUGAGGGUAGGCGACGUCUUCUUAGGAUGCAAAUGCAGUAGUUCCAACUAAGUAAACAGUUCCUGAAUGAUGACGUUGUGUCCGGCGGUAGAAGAGGAUGUGCCUUUCACCAACACUUUCCCUUCCUCCUUUCACCCUGAAACACAAGGGACUAAUAUGUAGUUUCACUGUGAAGACACACAUUAUAUACAGUGUUAAGAUCAAUGGCUGCUCCAUGGAACCGUUGUCCCGCUGCAUUAGAAACGGCCCAUAUGGCCCAUUACUGUUACACUCCACAAUGACUUCCAUGUCUAUGACUCUAUAGACCCUGAUGAGUCCGCUCACUAGUUCAGCAGCUCUCUGGUCAAUCGUUUUUUUUUUGUUUUUUUUUUUUUUUUUUUUGUAGCUUCAAUAACUGUUCUUGAAACUUCUUUGAGUUGAAGUCUGUUUACAGAUGUGGACAAAGCUGAGCCAUUCAGUCCCUUAUUUCUUACUGUUACAGUUUACUGUCUGAAAAACACUCCAGUAGAUUACCUUAAUACCCACACCACAUCCUGUUAACCCCAUCACUGCCCAGCCCCAUUGUGAUGUGAACCCACAGUGUUAUCUCUUCAAGCGAGGGGUGUUUUCAGUCACCAGCAUUCUCGCCAUUAGCUGACUUCAGGUCGUCCUUCUGCUUCUGCUGCUGUGAAAAUGAACAGCCGGAAACACUUGCUGCGGCUGAUAGAGUACGUGUACUGUAGCUGUUUUACUACCUCAGUUUUCCCUCAUGCUUUCAGUCUUCCUGACACUGCAGACCUCUUCUUGAUGCUACGACAAUCACUAAGUCACCAAAAGAACCAAUCCCCUAACACUGAGUGAGGCAGAUGUUUGUUGAUUUGGCUUUUCUUUCCUUCCUUGUGAAAGAUUAAUACACAAGGAGCUGCUGCUGCUGCUGCACAGCUCUCAUUGGGUUAAAAGUCUCACACAUAUUUCACCUCUGGCCUCGCCUCAGUCUGCGCUGUCACAGGAGGUGUUUCACUGUUGACAUCUGGAUUAAAAAAAAAAAAAAAAAAACACCAGCUGUGACAUCAGUGAUUGGGAUGUGACCAGAAAUGAAGCAAACUUUGAAAGUUUCAUCCCACAGAGAGAAACACAGCAGGUGUCUUCUUCUCUACCUUUGUAGGUGAGUUUGUUCUUCCUUCCUCUUCGUAGACAAUCAGAUGAAUAUACAGUGAAUGUACACAAUGCAUCCAUCGUCAGAACUGAAAAGUCCCUCUCACAUCCUCUUUACCCACAUCCCCUCCUCAGCUAUUGAUUUGGAUUUAAGAAGGGAUUUCAAUAAGGGAUAUUGGUUUUUCCGUAGACUGAUGAUCAGUGUACAUUUUAGCUCAGCACCGUGGUUCAGUGAGGAAAAGUUCUCAGGGCGUUGAGUUGGGAAUUGAAUAAGCAGCAUCAUUUCUGUCAGUCCUUGCUUAUCUGUCCUUCCUUCUUAGAGCUUUCCUUGUUUUGUUCUAGCAGUCAGGCCUGUGUGGAUGUGUGAUUUAAGGGCUCGCAGGCAGAUAUGAUACAGAUGUGUUGGUGUGUUUGGGAGGGGUUACAGUAUGUGUGAAGAAACGUCUCCGGUGCGAAAUGCUUUGACAGCUCUGUUGCGGUUCUUCUCUUCUUUGAUUUCCUCUUUCACGUUUUCUCACCUCUGCUGUUGAAUUUCUGGCUUUCUUAGCUUACCGUACAGUAUGUGAAAUAGAUCUGAGGUUAUUGAAGGAAGAAUUGAACGUGAUUGUCAGUAUGUGUUUUAAAAAAAGCGGAAAUUAGAUUCAGGAAGUCCUUUGUGAUUGCAGGCAGGUUUCUGUAUUGGGAUGUGACUGGAUGCCCUGGAACAAAGGGCAACAACUGUGACUGUGAGGCGUUACUGUUUUUCUUGUUUUGCAAAAUAAAUAAAGAGGGA